AUGGGGACGAUUCGAAUGUGUAUGGUGUGUAAGAAAGCUCCAAGUCUUAUCAUAUUGAACGGGUGCGAACAUGAUUUGGUGUGUUUGGAGUGUCUCAUGAAACAGCGAUUUCUUAAGAGGAACUUUUGGUGCAAAAUAUGCAAAAAGGAAUUUAAAGACCUUCUUAUAGCAAGUGGAAGACGAAGAGAUGAGGAGUUUAUAAGAGCGACUUUGAAGAGAGGUGGUGUCUUCAAGUUUCCUGAGAUUGGGAUGUCGACAAAUAGCUGUGAGUUAGAAAAGAGAAUCAGAGAGAUGAUGUCUGCGAUAUGUCAUGAGUGUAACAAGACGUUUGAGAGUGUUGAGGUGCUUGUUGAGCAUCAAAAAGAGCGUCAUGGAAGUACCGUAUGUCCGUUGUGUGCGAAUAGAAGUAUGUUUUGUUAUAGUUGUAAGAUGCUAACACCAAUAGAACUUGAGAAACACACGAAAAAGAGUCAUAAAAGUGAUGACCACAAUCAUUCAAAAGAAUUCAAAAAGUCUCAAGACGUGAAACGGACUUCAGAUAUGAAAGAAAGAGGAGAGGAGUAUCAGACAGUCACAUAUGACCAUGUCACACCAUCAAACACAAAAAUGGGUGAAGAGACACUUCCCUCUUAUAUCUCACAAGAACAAAAGGCAAGAGAGAGAUUAGAAGACUUUCCAGAACUCAACUUUGUGGAAGAGAAUUUAUAUGAAGAAGAUCCCAUUGAAAACAAAGAAAAUGGUUUGGUGCAAAAAAUGGAGGAAAUCGAGUUGACAGCUCCCAUCAGAAAUACACAACUUACACCACAAGAAUGUUCUGAAGUUGGUUUAAUGGAUAAAGACGAUGUUAAUGAGGGGAAUGAUGACACUAAAAAAGGCCAAGUGCCAUCUUCAACAGUGGUCAAACGACCAGAAACACAGAACCGAAUUGAUCCUUCAUUCUCUCGAUUACAAACAAGUGUCGAACAUCAGAAGACUUUACAAGAAGGUUCAGGAGGUGCCUCCAAGUCCGUUUCCCAGUGUUACUUUGAUGAUCGAAAAGACCAAGAAAAGGUGAAGAAAGAGCUUGCAGAACGUGUUGUGAACUAUGCAAAAUUGGUGACACAGCACCACCCAAAAGCAGAAAGUGAGACACCAUACAUCAUGACUGGUCAUAUAAUGACCCUCAAAGAGUAUGUUACACUGAAAGAAAAAGCUUUAGAAGACUCAAGAAAGAAGCGGGAGUGGCAACUUACAGCAUUGCCAUGGACAACGCGUCCAUCGCAGGUCAUGAGGAAAAAGUUUGAAGGGAAUUCAUUCAACGAAUAUGAAGAGCCGCUUUUCCCCGAGUAA
Molecule: messenger RNA, 1329 nt
Organism: Entamoeba invadens IP1
Lineage: Eukaryota; Evosea; Mastigamoebida; Endamoebidae
Exons: 1
Coding region: 1-1329 (442 amino acids)
Biological process (GO): protein ubiquitination; rescue of stalled cytosolic ribosome
Molecular function (GO): ribosome binding; ubiquitin protein ligase activity
Source: RefSeq, a predicted model, not a curated record